AUGGGCCCCUUCACCACGGUGUACCGCAACCGCUUCGGCACUUUCACCCGCGUCACCAGCAGUCCACCAACGCGGCCGAGACUGUCGGUGUCCAGCAGCCCCGUGCUGCUUCGAACUGCCGGCACCAGGGGCACUUUCACGAGAGGACGACCGAGUGCGCGGAGCCCGCCGAAUCCGAUGAGGUUGUACCACAUCGCCUGCGCCACGGCGAGCUCGGCAGCCAAGCAGCGGCCGCCGGUCAGACCUCGUCUGCCGCCACCUCCAGUGCCUCCCCGGCCCCCGCCACCUCCUCCGCCCAGACCGAGACCGACCUUCGCCAGUCCGACACAGAGCUCCGCGGCCAAACAGGUCGCGCCGGCCAACAAAUACGCCUCGCAUUCGGCAGCGUCCACCAGGUCUGGAAGCCCUGUGCAGCAGACGUACGGCUCCUCCGGAAGGCUGACGUCCACGAACCGUCAGUCUUGCAGAGCCAGCAGUCUGUCUCUGACGUCUCUGUCAACGAAAGCGAGGCACUUGCCCCGAAGUCCCGCACCUUCACCAACUCCGGUCAAGCGGAGCGAGACGUUCACGAGGAAGAGCGCGGGUUCAACCGCAGCCGCAACUAACCCUUCUGCUGCUCCUCUUGCUGGAGUGGAGACGGAGCGGCAGGGGCCAAGCGCUUCCAGAACGAAGCUGACCAGAAGCCGCACUUUCUCGAAGGACGACCGAGUCGAAAUCGUCAAGAGGGACUCCUCCCCUAGGGUGUUCAAACCAAAGUCACCGUCGCCAGCCCAGUCUCCAGACAGGAUGACGUCCAAGGCACCUCCAGCUCCAAAAGCUGCGCCGCCGCCUCCAUCGCCUCCAGUGGCUGCGCCGUCCGCCCCGCGAUCGCCGCCCAGUGCCGGGGACAAGCAGAAGGCGAUCAGGGGUGGACGCACCAAGACACCGCCGAGGGCGACAACAUCGACACGGGCAUCCACGGAGCGGUUGGCGUCGCAGGCACAACCGCGAGACGAUGAUAAUGCCGACGAGGAAUAUGAGAUUAAUGGCGCGUGCGUUGAUUACGAUUUGCCGGUCGCUGUUGUUGCUAAUGGAUCCCUGCGUAGGGCAAGCAAACCGGCACUCACGAAAGAGAUAUCCGACAGGGACCCCGGAGCCAUCCAGGGUACCACAGCCAAUUCAAAGACAUCAAGAAGCAUUAUGGUUCAGACUACCGACAUUUAG
Messenger RNA from Dermacentor andersoni, 1203 nucleotides. The record is from RefSeq and is a predicted model, not a curated record. Lineage: Eukaryota; Metazoa; Arthropoda; Arachnida; Ixodida; Ixodidae.